Exophiala oligosperma is the source of this 1403-nucleotide messenger RNA. RefSeq lists its product as uncharacterized. Gene Ontology annotation, molecular function: 2-dehydropantoate 2-reductase activity. The coding region runs from base 251 to 1261 and encodes 336 amino acids. The record is from RefSeq and is a predicted model, not a curated record. Gene Ontology annotation, cellular component: cytoplasm. The transcript has a single exon. Lineage: Eukaryota; Fungi; Ascomycota; Eurotiomycetes; Chaetothyriales; Herpotrichiellaceae. Gene Ontology annotation, biological process: pantothenate biosynthetic process.
CUCAGAUACUCAAAUCUGCCUGGUGAUAACACCGACUUUCGAAGGUCCCAGACAAGGACCGGUACUCCUUGUGUACCUGGGUAUCUUGUAGAUCGGCCAGAUACUCCUUACUCGGUCAAUGGGUCCAGGAUCUCAGCCCUAAGUUUAGUAGACAUAGGCCGGCAAAUCUCCCUCCCAGCUUAGCGAUGAUGUUGUGGAAUUCGUGCUUGUCAUCCUUCAUUAAUGUCCCUUGCACAACGCCUCGUCGGAUAUGAGGGCACACGUGGGCAGUCCUGUUAACAUCCUACUCUUCGGAGCUGGUAGCGUAGGCGCAGUCCAUCUGUAUCAGUUUCAACGUGCCGGAUGUCGAGUGACAGCUGUAUGUCGCUCGAAUUAUGAUGCGGUCAACCGCGAUGGCUUCACUCUUAUCAGCAAGAGAUUCGGUAAUGUCAAGUUUCGUCCCGAACAUGUCGUUCGAAAGGCCGAAGACUGCCCCAAGGAUGUCUCGUACGACUACAUCUUCGUCGCCAGCAAAUCUUUCCCGGGCACCAAACCUCUGCUGUCUGACAUGAUCCGCCCGGCGAUGCGGCCACAUACCGCCAUUGUGCUGGCCCAGAAUGGGAUCGCGAUCGAAGAUGAAGUUGCACAAGUGUAUCCGAACAACCCUCUGCUGAGUUGUGCCGUGUACAUGCCAGCGACCCAAACCGAUCAGGGCGUCAUCCAAUAUCCGGAGAUGCUGAACCUCCUUGAGAUCGGGACCUUUCCUGCCAAUGCUCCGCCAUCUCACAAGGAGGCCGCCACGAGGCUGGCAGACCUGGUGGUCGCUGGUGGUGGACAAGCUGAAGUCCACGAUGAUAUACAGAUUGCUCGGUGGUCCAAGUUGUUGUUGAACGGUGCCUGGAAUCCGAUUUGCGCCCUUUCAAUGUGCACCGAUGGGGAUUUCCUGGGAACGUCUCCUCAAGCAUAUGACCUGGUUUGGUCUGUGAUGCUGGAAAUCAUCGCGCUGGCUAAGAAGAUCGGCAUUCCAGGUAUUGAUGAAAAGGUUGCCGAACAGAAAUUGUCCAUUGCGAAGCGACGGUCCGAGACUGGCCAAGGCAGAGCCAUCAGUAUGCUCCAAGACAUUCAACAGGGCCGUCUGUUUGAAAUUGAAGCCAUUGUUGGCAACACGGUGCGGCUGGGGAAAAAGCAUGGUGUUCAGAUGCCCUUGAUGGAGGCAUUGUACGCCCUGGGAAAAGCACGUUUCGAUGCCAUGGUUCGAGAACAAAAGGCACGUAGAGGAUGAAACGAAAUCCAUGGUAAACAGCUAGACAUUCUACGAUCUCACAGCUAAGACGCUGGCCAUGUUGUCAGCGGCAUUCUGACAAGGCUUCAACCAUUCAAAGAGUGUCAGAGUCUCUGAACAGGUAUGCAAUUUUGAAAUCCGC